Prunus armeniaca (apricot) is the source of this 675-nucleotide messenger RNA. The record is from the annotation of a GenBank genome assembly. Lineage: Eukaryota; Viridiplantae; Streptophyta; Magnoliopsida; Rosales; Rosaceae.
AUGGCCACUGGAGUAGCUGCCAUGAUGCUUCAAAGUGUCAUUGAAGUAAGUAUAUCAAUGCAUGAUAUGGAGAUUGAGCAUAGGCCAUACCAUCGCAAUUGCAGUUGUGCACUGCUCAAGUUGAAGCGUAUUUGCUCCAAUGCUUGCCCUCCUCAACAAAGUGAUAUUUCAUUCCCCAAGAAAAAGCCUCCGUCUUCUAAGUGGCUCAUCACUAGGGAACAAAGAAGACCCGAAUGCGCCAUGUCAUUUAGAGGACAAAGUUUAGAGAGCUUGACACAGCAGAGCAAGAAGAAAAAGGGCAGGAAACUGCGAUUUAGCUGUUUCUCUCACUCCUCCUCCCCGCACCCCUUCUCUUUCUUCUUACAGGCCAGGCAUGGGGUUAAAGGUUCAACUCCUACACAGACAAAGGCAAAGGAGGAUUUGGGGGAUGGUGGGGAGGAAACAGACUCCACAGACCACACCAAGUUGGUAAGCCGUAAUAUGAACCAAACAGAUUAUAAUUUAGGAACAGGAAAGAAUAUCACUAUCCAUGUUGAUAUUGAAAGCUCUUCUCUUGAGGGGCCAUGGCCAUGGCAGCCUAUGUUGCACGGAUACGGAUAUGGGUACGCCAAUACGGUACGAUUCGUCGAUACGGCAAAACUCCCCACCUCGAUCUCCUCCACCUCUUCUUUCUGA